AUGUCCGAUGCGGCCAGCGCCUGGAUGGAUAGCCUCGACAGCGAGCAACGCAGCAAGGCAACGUUCCACUACAUGGAUGGCGAAAGGAUUUUCUGGUACUACCCGCCAUUGAACCGACACGGAUUGCCACUCCGGGACAUGGAUGGGAAUCAACGCAACCUGGCACUGAGUUUACUGGCCACCGGUCUGACCGAUGAAACUAACCGGCAGGCCAACCUGAUCAUCGAGCAUGAAGAGGUGCUUGGUCCUCUGGAAGCGGAAUCGGGCCAUGUUACGUGGCCCAGGGACCCAGAGCUUUACUACUGGACGGUUUUCGGCGAUCCCACCGGUUCAGACCCCUGGGGUUGGCGCGCCGAAGGCCACCAUCUUUCCGUACAUUACAGCGUUUGGGGCGACCAGAUACUGGCCGUCACGCCGUUUUUCCUGGGCGCGAACCCCGCCGAAGUGCGGAAAGGGCCGAAACUGGGUCAGCGGAUUCUGGGCCAGCGCGAAGACCUGGCCAUUGAAUUGAUGGCAUCGUUGGACGCCGGCCAACGGGGCAAGGCAAUUAUCCAUGACAAUGCGCCGUGGGACAUUUUGGGCUACAACAGCAGUAAGCAGGCCAUACACAACGAUGAAGGUCUGGCGGCGCGUGACCUGAACGGUACGCAGAAAGAGAUGCUGAUGACCCUUAUCUCCGAGUAUGUCGGUGGUGUGCCGGAGCCGGUGGCCGCCGACCGAAUGGCCAGGAUUCGCGACACCGGCUUGGAUGACUACCGAUUGGUAUGGGCCGGUGCGUUGGACCGUAGCCGUGACCACUACUACCGCAUUCAUGGUGGGCAGUUCAUCGUGGAAUUCGACAACAUCCAAAACGGCGCCAAUCACAUUCACUCUGUGUGGCGUGAUGUGGAAAAUGACUUCGCCCAGGAUGUUUUGCGCGACCAUCAUUUGCUUUACCACAUACUCUAA
Messenger RNA from Geodia barretti, 948 nucleotides. NCBI's taxonomy places the organism in Eukaryota, Metazoa, Porifera, Demospongiae, Tetractinellida, Geodiidae. The record is from the annotation of a GenBank genome assembly.